Messenger RNA from Phodopus roborovskii (desert hamster), 1892 nucleotides. It is a transcript of the gene B3galt1, whose product is annotated as beta-1,3-galactosyltransferase 1. The coding region runs from base 245 to 1225 and encodes 326 amino acids. NCBI's taxonomy places the organism in Eukaryota, Metazoa, Chordata, Mammalia, Rodentia, Cricetidae. Gene Ontology annotation, cellular component: membrane. Gene Ontology annotation, molecular function: N-acetyl-beta-D-glucosaminide beta-(1,3)-galactosyltransferase activity. The transcript has a single exon. The record is from RefSeq and is a predicted model, not a curated record.
UAUUGAUUUUUGCAGAGUUCCCAGGAAGAUUUCCAAGGCUUGGAAAUGCCAUCAAGUUGGAAAGAAAGUGAAGUGAAUGUGAUGGUGCCACAACAGGACUAAGGUCCACGGACACCCACCAACUAGCUCUUCUCUCACAGAAUUUCUAGAUUGCUGUGUAAUAUGCUGCCUUUGCAAGAGGACAAGAAACCAGUGCCCAAAAGACGUGUUCUUCAGCAUAUGGACUAGACUUGUCCUCAAGACAAUGGCUUCAAAGGUCUCCUGCCUUUAUGUUUUGACCGUUGUGUGCUGGGCCAGCGCUCUCUGGUACUUGAGCAUAACACGACCUACUUCUUCCUAUACUGGCUCAAAGCCAUUCAGUCACCUAACAGUUGCCAGGAAAAACUUCACCUUUGGCAACAUAAGAACUCGACCUAUAAACCCACAUUCUUUUGAAUUUCUCAUAAAUGAGCCCAACAAAUGUGAGAAAAACAUUCCUUUCCUUGUGAUCCUCAUUAGCACGACUCACAAGGAAUUUGAUGCCCGCCAGGCAAUCCGGGAGACCUGGGGAGAUGAGAACAACUUCAAAGGGAUAAAGAUAGCCACACUGUUCCUCCUGGGCAAAAAUGCUGAUCCUGUUCUGAACCAGAUGGUGGAACAAGAGAGCCAGAUCUUCCAUGACAUCAUAGUGGAGGACUUCAUUGACUCCUACCACAACCUCACCCUCAAAACCUUAAUGGGGAUGAGAUGGGUGGCCACUUUCUGUUCAAAAGCCAAGUAUGUCAUGAAAACAGACAGUGACAUUUUUGUGAACAUGGACAACCUUAUUUAUAAACUCCUGAAACCAUCUACCAAGCCAAGAAGAAGGUAUUUUACUGGUUAUGUCAUCAAUGGCGGGCCAAUCCGGGAUGUCCGCAGUAAGUGGUAUAUGCCUAGGGAUUUGUACCCUGACAGCAACUACCCACCAUUCUGUUCGGGAACUGGCUAUAUCUUUUCUGCUGAUGUGGCUGAACUCAUUUAUAAGACCUCACUCCAUACCAGGCUGCUUCACCUGGAAGAUGUGUAUGUGGGACUGUGUCUUCGAAAGCUAGGCAUACAUCCUUUCCAGAAUAGUGGCUUCAAUCACUGGAAAAUGGCCUACAGUUUGUGUAGGUACCGUCGUGUCAUCACUGUCCAUCAGAUCUCUCCAGAAGAAAUGCACAGAAUCUGGAAUGACAUGUCAAGCAAGAAGCAUCUCAGAUGUUAGGGUUUUUAUCACUGUAAAUAAGUUUCUUUUCUAAGAAAUGGGGACUAAGGUGUUGGCAUUUUACAGGUGUCACCAAGGGAAAAUGGACUGGUAAGGGGUUUUGUAAAGGUUUUGCUUCCUGAAACUAGUUCCUUUCUUGGAUCACUAAUUUAAAAAUAUUAGGCUCAGUCAUAGAAACAGUGAGUGAGUUAGAAGGGAUGGAUUUCAUUCUCAGGUCAUAAGACAUUGCCAUUUGUUUCCAAGAGUGACUCUAAAUAAUUGCUAGAAUUUAUGCACUGUGCUCUGAGAUCAAAAUCUGGGUCAGGAAUUGGGAACUCACUCUAAGGUCUUCAUAUCAUCACUGCAAAGCUACAUAGUAACUCUUAAUAAAAAAAAAUCAAAAGAUACAUAGUCAGGAAGACACACUGGAUGUUAUUUGUAAUGCUGUGUGUUAUUAUCACAUUGGAUUUUUACAUAUGUUGCUGUGGAAUGUGUACAGAAUUUGUGAUUCUACCAAUAAUUGAUUUUACCCCUGGUAGGGAGAAGGUGAUGAAAUAUAUGGGAAUUGAAACUUGAGAAUAAAUUAUUCUGUAUGUAUAGAAAACACCUAGGCUUUGCUUCCAAGAAUUAAAUCUGGUCAGCAGGUGGGAUGUACAUAAAAUGCUAUUUUAAGUAAACAAACCAUCUU